AUGCAAAUGGUGCGAAAUUACGUUCGUAAAACCGAUAGAGGGGGUUGGACGGAAGAGCAGAUGAAGAAUGCUGUUUUAGCUGUAGUGGAAAAUAAAAUGGGUUAUUACUUAGCUGCAAAAUCUUUUGAAGUUCCUCAAACUACGUUGGAACGAAAAGUAAAAUUGGCUAAGGAAAAUAUGGACAAUUUACAAAAACUAAAAGCACCUCUGGGUUCAAAAUCUGGCCAUAUGAUCCUAAUGUCUUCACUGAAGACGAUUUUAUCGCUUCUGAGACCACUAAUAUAA
Molecule: messenger RNA, 285 nt
Organism: Acanthoscelides obtectus
Lineage: Eukaryota; Metazoa; Arthropoda; Insecta; Coleoptera; Chrysomelidae
Source: the annotation of a GenBank genome assembly